Molecule: messenger RNA, 2085 nt
Organism: Raphanus sativus (radish)
Lineage: Eukaryota; Viridiplantae; Streptophyta; Magnoliopsida; Brassicales; Brassicaceae
Product: subtilisin-like protease SBT4.8
Biological process (GO): proteolysis
Molecular function (GO): serine-type endopeptidase activity
Source: RefSeq, a predicted model, not a curated record
AUGGUGAAACGAGCAUCUUCCUUUUGUCUCCUCUCAUGUGUCGUUGUGUUGUUAUUCAGUUUAGUCUCAGCAGUCCCAGAUAAUCGUCAAGAUAAUCAGGUGUACAUUGUUUACAUGGGUUCACUUCCGUCCCGACCGGACUACACACCACUGUCGAAUCACAUAAGCAUUCUUCAAGAACUAGCCGGAGAAAGUUACAAGAGGAGUUUUAACGGGUUCGCCGCCCGACUAACCGAGUCAGAACGAGAACGUGUAGCCGAAAUGGAGGGAGUUGUGUCUGUGUUCCCAAACAAGAAGUUGAAACUCCAAACGACUGCGUCUUGGGACUUCAUGGGGUUAAAGGAAGGAAAGGGUACAAAGCGAAACUUGGCAGUAGAGAGUGAUACUAUUGUCGGAGUCAUAGACACUGGUGUUUGGCCAGAAUCCGAGAGCUUCUCGGGCAAAGGCUUUGGUCCUCCUCCAAAGAAAUGGAAAGGUGUUUGCUCGGGCGGCAAAAACUUCAAAUGCAACAACAAGUUGAUCGGAGCAAGAGACUACACAGGCGAAGGCACUAGGGACAAAGAAGGCCACGGUUCACACACAGCGUCUACAGCUGCUGGAAACGCAGUUGCGGGAACGAGCUUCUUCGGAAUAGGUAAUGGAACGGCUAGAGGCGGCGUUCCAGCCGCAAGAAUUGCUGCUUAUAAAGUCUGCAUCCCGACAGGGUGUACCUCACAAGAUAUACUGUCUGCGUUCGAUGACGCCAUAGCAGAUGGUGUCGAUGUCAUUAGUAUAUCCCUUGGGGAUGACCAAGUCAACCCGUAUGAAAAGGACCCCAUUGCAAUCGGAGCUUUUCACGCUAUGGCCAAAGGGAUUAUCACUGUGAAUUCAGCCGGCAACAGCGGUCCAGAUCCCAACACGGGCAGCGUUGCGCCGUGGAUAUUAUCUGUUGCAGCCAGCACCAUGAACCGUGAGUUUCUGACAAAAGUUGUUCUCCGAAAUGGAAAGACACUUGUGGGGAAAUCAGUGAACGCUUUUGAUCUCAAAGGAAAGGACUAUCCUCUUGUCACAGGAGGAACUCUGCGCGAGGGAAAAAUAUUUGUGAGCGGAUAUCCAUUUAGUGAUGCAACAGCUGUUGCAACUGUAGUAGAAGACAACAAAAACUACGCCUCCAUUAGCCCUCGUCCCCUCUCUGCUCUAUUACUAGAUGACUUUGAGAUUCUCCUCUCUUACAUUAACUCCACAAAGUCCCCACAAGGCACUGUUCUUAAAACUGGGGCAGUCUUUCAUCAGAGAGCUCCUAAAGUUGCUUCGUUUUCUUCUCGUGGUCCAAACACCGUCGCUGUUGAUCUUCUAAAGCCGGAUAUAACAGCACCAGGAGUGGAGAUUCUCGCUGCGUAUUCACCUCUGAGUCCACCAUCUGUAGGAGACCAGAGACGUGUGAAUUACUCUGUUGUAUCUGGAACUUCAAUGUCUUGUCCACACGUUGCUGGCGUGGCUGCAUACAUCAAGACUUUUCAUCCUGAGUGGUCUCCAUCCAUGAUCCAAUCUGCCAUCAUGACAACCGCUUGGUCGAUGAAUGCUUCUGGAACUGGAGCUGCAUCAACUGAGUUUGCUUAUGGAGCUGGCCAUGUCGACCCAAUAGCCGCUCUAAAUCCUGGACUUGUCUAUGAACUGGAAAAAGCAGACCACAUCGCCUUUCUCUGUGGCUUGAACUACACUUCCAAAACCCUUAAACUCAUUACCGGUGAAGCCGUCACUUGCACUGGAAAGACCUUACCAAGGAACCUCAACUAUCCUUCAAUGUCGGCUAAACUUUCGGAAACUAAGAGCUCCUUCACCGUCACUUUCAAAAGAACCGUCACCAACCUCGGUCCCUCCAACUCUACAUAUAUAUCAAAGAUUGUGUUAAAUCACGGGUCUAAGCUCAACGUCAAGGUUACGCCUAAUGUCCUGUCCAUGAAGUCGGUGAACCAAAAACAGGUUUUCACGGUGACUGUUACAGGCCGUGGUCUCGACCCAAAACUGCCUUCGUCUGCUAAUCUAAUAUGGUCUGAUGGUACACAUAAUGUGAAAAGUCCCAUUGUUAUUUAUACUAGUGACUGA